Messenger RNA from Anguilla rostrata (American eel), 1629 nucleotides. RefSeq names its product histone H2A. Gene Ontology annotation, molecular function: structural constituent of chromatin; DNA binding; protein heterodimerization activity. NCBI's taxonomy places the organism in Eukaryota, Metazoa, Chordata, Actinopteri, Anguilliformes, Anguillidae. Gene Ontology annotation, biological process: heterochromatin formation. The record is from RefSeq and is a predicted model, not a curated record. The coding region runs from base 1190 to 1576 and encodes 128 amino acids. The transcript has a single exon. Gene Ontology annotation, cellular component: nucleosome; chromatin.
AAUAUAAUAUAAUAAAAGGUGGUGCAGUGGUUUUGAAUCCGGGCCUUUCGGUGUGGACUUUGCAAAACUAAUGCCUGAAAAGACAAAUGUUUCACGAUUCAAAGUGAAGUGGGGUAAAAGGGUCAUUUGUGAAGGAGGGCUUUAUAAAUAAACAGAUACAAAUGGUGAUCCCUUCUUACAGAGAGAGAGAGGACCACCAAACUUUUUUAUACAGGACACAGUGAUGAGCACCGGAACUAAACUUUCAUAAUCAGAGGGAAAAAGCAUAGUUUUGGAGGGGAGUAAUCAAACAAUGGCAACAACAUUGGGAUAGUGCAACAAAAGGAAGACAUUUUUAUAUAAAAUACAAAAAGUAGGAAUGGCAAGAAACCGUGGAACCGAUAGAAGAGAGCAAAUAAUCAUGAAUAGAUUAAGAAUUGGUCACAGCAACUUGAAUGGCACACUAUUUGUUAUAGGAAAACAUCCAACUGGCUAUUGCGAUCAGUGCCAGGAGUUAGAAACAGUGGAGCAUGUCCUGAUUGAAUGCAGGCAGUAUGAGCAAGAAAGAAGGGUAAUGUUUACAGGACUACAGAGACUAGGAGUGGAGGCAAGGUUUACAGAUCUGCUUGAGUGUGGGGACACGGUGGAGGGAAGGAAGGAGAUAUUUAGUUUUUUGAGGACAACUGGUAUAAGUAAAAGGAUAUAAGAGAACCAGACAGCAAUACAUGAUUAAAUCCAGAAGGAGGCGGUAAUGCAACUACAAAGGAUGCCAACCUCCAUAAAACACCAAAAAAUAAGAAGAAGAAAGACGAGCACCGGAACUGUCCCCAGUAAUAAAUCUAAGCACAGAAUGAUAAACGGCAUCUUUGGGUCAAAGAGUGGUACAAACAGCAUGUCAAAUUACAUAACCAGUAUCAAGGACAGGAUACAAGUAGAUUCGCAGUAUUUUUAACUCACAUUACAUUUACCUUUCACAUAGGUAUUGCAAUUAGAGAUAUAAUGUUUUCCGUUUUGAAGCACUUUUACGAAGUACCACUGAGACUCAUUCAAUUCAGUCAUUCUGCACUGUCGGCGCCAUAAAAAAUUGUCCUCCUAUCUGAUUGGACAAAAUCCCAUCAAAGCUACAGCCAAUGGGUGAAUAGACUGUUGCUAUAAGAUAGUCACACGUCCGUAUUUUUGUUAUUCUUUACUUCUUACACGAAUAAGGAAAAUGAGUGGAAGAGGAAAAACCGGUGGAAAGGCGAGAGCGAAAGCUAAAACUCGUUCAUCUAGGGCAGGACUCCAGUUUCCGGUUGGUCGUGUUCAUCGACUACUGCGUAAAGGAAACUAUGCUGAGCGUGUUGGUGCCGGUGCUCCGGUUUAUCUGGCCGCCGUGCUCGAAUAUCUGACUGCUGAGAUCCUGGAGUUGGCUGGUAACGCUGCCCGAGACAACAAGAAAACCCGCAUCAUUCCUAGACAUCUGCAGCUGGCAGUGCGUAACGACGAAGAGUUGAACAAACUGCUUGGAGGCGUCACUAUCGCUCAGGGCGGAGUACUGCCCAACAUCCAAGCUGUGCUGCUCCCCAAGAAAACUGAAAAGGCCGUGAAGGCAAAGUAAUUUUUGCAUCGCUUCUACCAACCACUCACCCAAAGGCUCUUUUAAGAGCCACC